This is a messenger RNA of Jatropha curcas, 2395 nucleotides long. The record is from RefSeq and is a predicted model, not a curated record. NCBI's taxonomy places the organism in Eukaryota, Viridiplantae, Streptophyta, Magnoliopsida, Malpighiales, Euphorbiaceae.
AUCUUUCUUCCUCUAAAAUCCUAUCUUUUCUCUUCCUUCUGGUUUUAGUUUUUGGUUGGGAGUUUCUGCAACUGCAACAAACGCGCUAAUUCGGUUUUCUCCAAAAACACAAUCUUUUUUGUUUCUUAGGCAAAAGAAAGUGAAGGCCCUCUCUUGGGGGUCCAUAGGAGAGGGUCCUUCACUUUGUUUUUUUUUUUUUGGUUUCUUUUGGAGAAACACGACAAUUGCAAAGUACCAUCAGGUUUUAGGGGAAUUCUUGAUUCAUCAAGGCAAUUUCACACUGAUAACCUGCGAAGCGUUCAGAGCUGAAGAUAGUUGUUGCUUCAUAUCUGUGAUUCUUGGAGUGCAAAGAUUACUGUUUUUUUAUUUGUUUAACAGUGACUGAGGAGAAAAUGGAUAUGAUCCCAGAAAGAGAUCCUACAUCAUUGAUCCUUGAAAGCGAUUCUAUACAAUUGAUUGAGGCGAGUGAUUCUGCUUCUCUGAUCGCCAAGAGUGAUCCUACCCCUGUAAUCUCGGUUUGUGCUGAGUCUGGAAAUGGUCACGUAAGAAGGUUCUCCACUGGGAACCUUGCUAUCCCAUACAAAAGCGUAAAGAUUCUUUCACGUUAUCUUGCAGCCUCAACAGGUUCCUGCCAUGAUCAGUGUAAAUAUGGAAUGAGACAAGAUGCUGAAACAAAAACAAUUAGCAGUCCCAGAUUGGAGAGGGUGAUGGAAAAGCAAGGUAAAGUGCACCACAUUGGAAAGACUUCAAUUUUGGCAGAAAGAAAGAAGAACUUAACUGGCAGUUUUACGUCUUCUCCUGGUUCAAAAACCGAGAAACCUUAUUAUCCUUUUGUUGGUAAGAAGGAACUUCAAUCGCCGGCUAAGAAAGAAACUGUCCUAGUAAAACAGUUUUCAUUACCUUUCAAUGGAUUGUAUCCAAAGCCAAAGCCUAAUCUGUCAAAGUCAAACUCAUCUUCUCUUCCAAUAAAAGAGCAUUCAAGCGGUAAAGAAGAUGGUGCAAUCCAAGAAAACAAAGAAAUGGAUAUUUCUUACGUGAAUUCACGUAGAGUUUCAGUUAGCAGAGAACAAACUACACUCAGAAGAAUUAAAGAAUUGAAAUCCUCCAUAUUGGAUGAGAAAAAGGUUUCUGCACGAAGAUCUUUUUCUGCCUUAUAUUCUGUCAAGAAGGUUUUGACGCGACCAAUUGUUUCUUUGUCUACCAAGCUUCCUGAAAAGAGAAUUUCAAGUGCGACUAUUGGAAAAUCCAAGAGGCUGAAAGGAGUUUCUCGUCCAAAGGAUCACUGUGGUGUUGGAAAAGUUGAAUCUGAACGGCCUAGCAAUGUGGGUGUGUCAAAGAAGUAUUCGAGUACCAUUGAAUCUGAACGGCCUAGCAAUGAGGGCGUGUCAAAGAAGUAUUCGAGUACCAUUGGAUCUAAAGGGCCUAGCAAUGAGGGUACCAUUGAAUCAAAUGUAGAAAACAAAAUCGUCAGACCAACCCAAAACAGUGAUUCUUCCAAGUCCCCAUCUUUAUUCCCUGGGCAUAAAAGCUUGAAACAUGCUGCAAAAGGAAUUUCCCCUAUUCAAUCUUCUCCAUUAGCGGCAGAGAAGAUUUUGAGACGCACUCGAUAUGGAACCCAUGUCAAUCAAUCACCAAAACCCUCUGAGAAUGUUAGCUUGAGACGCACUAAGCAGGGAACUCAUAUUAUUCGGUCAUCUGCAUCCUCUUUGGCGUCACCCGAGACUAUCCAUGGCAGUAAAUUAUCUGAACCUAAUCAAAUUGACGUUGAGAAUAGAGCAGCAAAUGCAAAAGUGGAAUUCAACACUACACCUAAAAAAGAUAGAGUAGUGAGCACAAAAGAGGAAGCCAGAAAGCUAAGUUUUAGGACAGUAAAGCUGCUUGAGCUUCAGCCUGGAAUUAGUUCUCCGAGGAGACUCAAAUUUAAAAGAAGAUUCCACAGUGAUAGCCAAAUCGAUCUAAUUGAGACUCCUAAAAGAAGCCCUAAGAAAACAGUUCUCACUGACGAUGUUGAAGCUAUUGUCGAAAAUUCUGAACGUGAGAAGGUUGUGCUGAAACACCAAGAUGUUGAAGAGAAAACCGAACAGAGUUUGUUGAAUAAUGUGAUUGAGGAAACAGCAACUAAGCUCGCCGAGACGAGGAAGAGUAAGGUUAAAGCUUUAGUUGGUGCUUUCGAAUCAGUGAUCUCUCUUCAGGAUGCCAGACCAACAGUAACAGUUGAUGCAUUUUGAGUUGUACUGUAUAUAAUAAACCAUAUGGAGGGGAAAAGAAGGAAAAUUGGUCUGUUGAGCUUAGAAAACUCAGAAACAAUGGAAGGGUUUUUGUUGUUUGUUCCAUUUUUUUUUCUUUAUGUAUGCAAUUUCUUUUAGUUAUCAUAAAAAAAAGGUUCUUAAUAUUA